Molecule: messenger RNA, 1717 nt
Organism: Contarinia nasturtii (swede midge)
Lineage: Eukaryota; Metazoa; Arthropoda; Insecta; Diptera; Cecidomyiidae
Product: recQ-mediated genome instability protein 1-like
Exons: 4
Coding region: 110-1696 (528 amino acids)
Biological process (GO): resolution of meiotic recombination intermediates; double-strand break repair via homologous recombination
Cellular component (GO): nuclear body; RecQ family helicase-topoisomerase III complex
Molecular function (GO): nucleotide binding
Source: RefSeq, a predicted model, not a curated record
GACACAUGAAUACGCGCGAUACUCCGCUGCAUGUAAACAAAACUUGAUUAAAAUCAAUGUUAUUGUGUAGUUUUCGUUGAUUUGAUGGGAAAAAAAUCGGUAUAAAACAAUGGCUGUUGAUGGAAAACUACAGCAGGUUCGUCAACAUUUCGAGCGAAAAGGCAUUCGACUUGAUUCCGAUUGGCUGAAUGGUUGCGUGGAAUUUUUCAUCGAUGAAAAUCCAUCGAUAUCGAUAAAUCAACUAUGCCAACAAGCCGAAGAGCAAUGGGAAUUAUCCGAUUUGAGUGAUAGUGGCAUCAAAUGUUUACCUGAUUCGAUUUUUGCCAGAAAAGACAUUCAAACCAUAAAUGGCACAUUUCCAUUACAAAUUCAAUUUUUACUUGACAUCAGCGAAUCACCAUACGAUCAAUUGCAACGAUUACAAAACAAAGAAACAGAAGUAGCCAACGAGCAACCGGAAUUUAAUCAAACAAAGAAAAUCGAAAAGGGUAAAAAGAAGCGAAUGUUAAAACUCGAUCUUAGCGAUGGAUUUCGAACUGUGUCAGCAUUGGAAUACACACCGAUUCCAUGUCUUAAUGCUCAAUUGGCGCCCGGUCUAAAAGUGAUUGUGACCGGUCCGUUGCGUUGUGUAAAUCAUAUUCUAUUUCUCGAAGCGAAAAAUAUUCGUAUUCUGGGUGGCGAAGUAACCACAUUAGCCAUUGAAAAUGCAUAUGAAAAUGUAUUGAGAAAACAAUUAAGUCUAGCAAUCAAUCCGAAUCCAAUCAAUGAUUAUCAAGAACCAGCAGCCGAUGUGACGACGAUGAUGACCAUCCGUACAGAUAAUAUUCCAUCGAUACCGAUGACAGCAACCAACACAGCUACACAACCUUCAUCCACUAGAAAUCACAAUACCUUUGACGAUUUUCUCGAUGAUGAUGUUGAUUUACUUACCGAUAUUGACGUUGAUCUAAUUACAGCAAAUGUAGUAACAACACCCACAAAAUCAUCGACAACCAUACAAAAUCAAAAUGAUAUUCCAUUGCAUCGACAAAGUACACUGUUAUUCGAUGAUGAUGAUGUUUUUUCUAACAUUGAUCCAGCCAUUGACCAACUGAAUAUUUCCACCACACCACCACCACCACCAUCUCCACAACCAGAAACAUCAAUACAAAAUUCAGAAGUUGAAUUCUCCGUACCUCAACUACCAGCCGAUGAACCAGAAAUCCAUGCCGAUAAUUAUCGUUUUAAAAUUCGCGGUUUGAACUUGGUUACAAUUAAGCAAAUAAGUGAAUGUUCAGCGGAAAAUCGAAAACGUCGAAAGUACUUCAUAGUUAAGGCUCGUAUUGAGAAAAUUGUUAAACAGGCGCGUGUUGCACAAAUGCGCUGGAAAUUGGGCGUUUUACUUGCAGAUCUAUUGUCAGAUAAUGUCACAUUGAGUGUAUCGUUUAGUAAUGAUGUUUUGGAAAAAUUGGCUGACAUUAGUGGCCGUGAAUUACAUCAAAUGUACACAAUGCGCAAUGAACGGCCACAAUUUCAAACUGAACUCGAUGCCAUUCUGAAAUCGUUGGGUGAAAAACUAGAAGAAAUGUACACAUUCAUGAAAAUCGAUUUUGAUGUGAGUGGCAGUGAUCUUCCAGUCGUUGUUGAACUUAUCAAUGCAGCUCCUGUGUUAAAUCGUAAACUACAAGAUAAAAUUGAAUACGAACGAUUACAAUAAUAAAAAACAAAUACAUCAAAA